CACAAGUGAAGAUGUUGGAUAGAUAGAUGAUUUUCAUAAGAUAUUGACAUAUAUGUUUAUAAGAUUGUUUUCAUAGGUGAAGCAGUUCCUGGAGGAGUUACAAAGCAACCAACCACCAACUCCAUCUUCAGGGCACCGUUGGGAUUCUGCUGAGUGUACGGAUGUGCAGCUGUUGGCGUAUUUGGAUCAGUUUGACGAGAAGAACCGAGAGCAAGAUAGAGAGUUGGAAUUUUUAUUAGAUAUGAAAUCCAAGGAUGUCAGUGGCAGCCAAAUGGAAGGUUUAUCCAUGAUGGAGAAUUUAUCAUCCCUGAACCCAGUAGAUAGGAAGUCAGAAUUUAGUGACAAAAUUACAUUAGGACCUGUGGACGUGGUGACAUCCUCCCCCUGUACCAACGGUGAUCCAGAGACGCCGUCUAAAAACACAGCGGGUUGGACUAACUCUCAGGUGGACUUAAGUUCCUUGAUGCAGCACCUAAGAAGAGGCACCGAUAAAAGAAGGGCAGAUGAGGAGGGAGGAGGAGGAGGACCAAUAGACAUCUGUUUGGUAACCUCCACCACCAACACUCAGGUCACCAUCACCCCAGCGGGAUGUCAGCCACAUGGUAUUCGGCCGCCUAAGGUGGCACGGUCUGUGUCCCAUAGGCCAUCCGUCUCUCAGAUAAGGAGCAUCUACCCCGGGGUGACCUUGCUGAGAGAUGUGGACUUCUCGCGAGUACCUUCUGUAAUUCUCCAGAUGCAGGAAAUGAUGAGUUACAGUGUACAAAAGGAAAUGGAAGAAGCUGACAUCAGUCCAAGUGACUUACAGAGACUUGAGGUGGAAGCGCAGUUCCUCCGUGAAGCAGAACCGUUUUACCUGCGAGAUGACCCUCAAUGGCAGCUCCCUAAAUGUAGUAGCAGAAUCAUGAACAGGUCUUCCAACAAGAAGUGCAACACUAUCCCUGACCCUGCCACACUAACUAGAAUUAUUGCAGAGGCAGGUGUUGUAUAUGAUGCAGGUAGAAAUAUUGUGUUAGAUGAUCCUAAUGCAAUGAAGUGUCCAGGCAAGGCUCAUAUUGCACGCUUACUCCAGGAGACACAGAAGUUCUUCUUUGUUUGAAAUCUCUGGUGUUUAGUGCUAAGGAAGGUCCGUUUCUUUUAUUAUAGUUCCUUACAGUGAGGAGAAAAAGCUAUUGUAAAGUACCUAGACCUAAUUAACUUUGGAACUAGUAUUCUAUUGACCUUAGAUCAAUUAAAUUUAACUUGGGAACUAUUAUAUUACCCUCGGUGUCUUGUUUCAGUAUUGCCCCCGGUGCUGCUCUUUUGCCCCCGAUGUCUUGUUGCAGUAUUUUCCCUGGUGUCUUACAGUAUUGCCCUUGGUGCUGCCCUCUUGGUUUCGGUGUUCCUCCAGUGUCUUGCGCUAUUGCCCAGUGAUGCUUAUAAGUCUCCACCACAAAGUUACAUUUAAAGUGUUACCAGGUGGAUUAUCAAUUAUCCAUGCCCGUACAAUGCAGUGAAAAUUUCUCCACACCUCCACUAUAGUAGCAUAGUGUUUAAGUGAGUGUUUCUCAGAGUGUAAAUAACUUGUAAAGUGGUCAGAUGUUUUGUAUUUUUUAAUAUUUUUUUGUACUGAGCUUGUUAGCAAUAAAUGUACAUUCUUCUCUUA
Messenger RNA from Homarus americanus (American lobster), 1642 nucleotides. RefSeq lists its product as uncharacterized. NCBI's taxonomy places the organism in Eukaryota, Metazoa, Arthropoda, Malacostraca, Decapoda, Nephropidae. The record is from RefSeq and is a predicted model, not a curated record. Bases 242 to 1096 code for a protein of 284 amino acids. The transcript has 5 exons.